UAAAUGGCGCUAAAUUCGAAAAGAAAGAUGUUUCUCAAAUAACCCCACCAGACAACGAAGACCUAAUUUCUAAAUGACCUAAAUGAUCUAUCUACCUGACCUUGCAUCAUCAUCUAAAUCAUUCUCUAAACUUUUGAUUCGACCAGAAAAUCUUUAUCUCCCCAUUGAUCAUACGGCUUCCACGGAGUUAUUCACACACCACUGCACCAGACUCUAGAUCUACCACAGACCCUGUCACAAAUCACGAUCCCCCCAUAUUCAGCCCAUUUUGAUACGAUUCGGGACAACGGUACGCUUGCAGUAGCCAGCUUGGAGCCUUGAAAUUGAUAGAAGAUUUCCACUUUCGGCAACACCAUCAUCUUAGAACAUGCCUCCAACCCAGUUACCCGCCUCGGGCAAUCCCUUGUCAGUAAUGUCUAUGCAAGCUUCAUCGUUUGAGGAAGGCCACCAUUUUACUGACAAAUACGUGAAUAGAGUCUUCUUUGAUAUCACAAUUGGAGGUCAGUCAUAGUGCACGGCAUCACCCGUCAAGAAAAUCCCUAUUUCGGGAACUUAUUAAAAACAGAAACGGCGGCGUCUAAAGUUAGCAUUCCAGUAGUUUCGGGACGUUCCACUACAUGUCGUGGUGAUCUCUUUGUUAUCCGGCACACGUGAUUUACUCCCCUCGAUUUUCUAUGUCUGUUGGAAGUCCAUCACGUGUUAUCUUCAAGAGGUGUUGAGUCAAUCUCUGACACUAUCCAGGUGAGCCACUUGGUCGUAUCCAAUUCGAGCUCUUUGCCGAUGUAGUUCCCAAGACGGCUGAGAAUUUCCGUCAAUUCUGUACUGGAGAAACCAAGAACCAUCUCGGUAGACCACAAGGAUACAAAGGCAGUAAAUUCCAUCGAAUUGUAUGUUUCUCAUUCAUUGCACCUUUCUUUGCCACUUAGAUCUAACAUUAUGCGUAGAUUAAGGAUUUCAUGUGUCAGGGUGGUGACUUUUUGAAUGGGGAUGGCACUGGUUCUACUUGUAUUUAUGGAUUGAGUAAAUUCGACGAUGAGAAUUUUACUAUAAAGCACACGGAACCGGGACUCUUGUCAAUGGCUGUAUGUUUCUCACGCCUGUCUCUGCAGUCAAUCUCUCCUUAAACAUGAAACUAACCGUCACACAGAAUGCCGGUCCAAAUACCAACGGCUCUCAAUGUAAACACCCGAUUUCUCAAACACUUUUGCAACACAACUUUAAUCUCUCUUCCCUCUACUCUAUCCUCCCAGCAACAGCCAAAUCACUAAUUCCAAUAUAGUCUUCAUAACCACAGUACCAACACCCUUUCUCGACAAUAAACACGUCGUCUUUGGUAAAGUCGUCGAUGGAAUGGACGUCGUUCGCAAGAUGGAAAAUACGCGCACGAAUCCGAAGGAUGCACCUACAUUACCAGUUGUCAUUUCUCUCUGUGGAGAAAUGUAAAAUUGGCACUUAGAGCAUAUGGAUCGGGUGGAAGGGAAAGGGAACGACCGAGGAUGGGAAUGUAUGAAUGCGUGAAAUUGAAAUCGUAAGCUUGCUCUGAAUUGGUAUAUGAUAGAGAACGGUCGAGAGGUCACUUCCAAGGGGCAGGCUGUGCAUACAGAUUUAAGGAUAUGAUACUGGGAUAUUGAUACAAAAGAUUAAAUCACGAAUUCUUAUCUUCUUUUUUCUCAUCUUAUUAUAUCUCAUUUCAUCUCAAUUUAUCUCUUCUCACCUCUU
Messenger RNA from Sclerotinia trifoliorum, 1719 nucleotides. Lineage: Eukaryota; Fungi; Ascomycota; Leotiomycetes; Helotiales; Sclerotiniaceae. The record is from the annotation of a GenBank genome assembly.